GGAAUAUGCAACUGACCUCAGCUUUAGUUAAAAUCAGUGUGGAUGCACUCACAGUCAUAUGUGGGAAGUGAACGCCCCAUGCUCUUUGAUUGCUGUAUUGAUUUCCCGCUGGCAUGAUUUAGGUCAGACCUGACACAUAUUGACUAGAUAAGAGACUGGCUCUUUUACAAUCCGGCCAGUCGAACACUAUACAGCCUCUCUCUACAAGUGGAUGUUCAAAUGCAGCUCAUACUCUUUAGAUAUUAAGCGCUAUGGCCUGCCUGAACUGGGCCUAAUGGAGUGGACAGUCUCUGAGUGAGGAGGAUGCUGAGCCGAACAGAACACAGAGGCGUGUGCAGGCUGCUUUCAUCAGUGAUGUCUGGAACAGAGUCUCAUACAGACAGAGAGGAGGACUACAGGUUCCUCCACAGCAUGCUGAUGGAGAAGAAGCUUCACCUGCUCUUUAAGAUCCACGAGCGACUGAAGCGUUUUGAGAAGCGAAGCCCCAUCCCCGUCCAAGAGCAUGCAGCGAGUCUGGCCUUAGACUUGGCAGAGGAGCUGAUAUACCAAGGCUGGAGCGAUGAAGUCAAAGAACUGGUUGCCCUCUUUUCCAAACCCCACUUUAAGAGUCUCCUGUCGGUUCAUGACGCUGUAGCUCAGAGAGACUUUGAGCCUACUCUGCCACCAAUACCUGAUGACGUACUGGAGGAGGAGGAGGACUCAGUCAAAAUUGUCAGUCUGGUCAAAACCAAAGAGCCCCUGGGGGCAACAAUUAAGAGGGAUAAAUCCACUGGGGCGAUUGUUGUGGCGAGGAUCAUGAGAGGAGGUGCAGCUGAUAAAAGCGGCCUGAUCCACGAAGGAGAUGAGCUGAAAGAGGUGAAUGGAGUCCCACUGGAGCACAGGAAACCGAAGGAAGUCCUUUCUCUUCUGGCUCGUUCUCAGGGUGAAGUUCGAUUCAAAAUCAUUCCUGCCUCCUCUAAGGAAGAAAUGUCAUCAAAUAAGAAGAAGCUGUUUUUGAGGGCUCUUUUUGACUAUGAUCCUGACGAGGAUCCCGCUGUUCCGUGCAAGGAUGCAGCUGUAGCCUUUAAAAGGGGCGACGUCCUCCAGGUUGUCAGCAUGGAGGAUGAUACCUGGUGGCAGGCCUGUCACCUCGGGGACAGCAGCACCCGAGCAGGGCUCAUCCCCUCGCAGCAGCUCCAUGAGAGGAGAGUUGCGCUACAGCGACCAAAAGCGCUGUUCAAGCCUCGACGGGUCAAACCACCAGAUGAGGCGGAAGUCGUGGAGGAUGUAGACUACGGAGCUAUAACAGGGAUCCACAUUGCUGGUUUAAGAAGGAGUUUCCGACUUGGGAGAAAGAGCAGUUGGGCCAGAGAAGUGGCCCGCUCCAGGAGGUGGAGCACAGGGGUACACGGCUCAAUUCGACCCCCUACCUACAUAGAGGUGAUGCCCUAUCACAAAGACUCCAAGGACAGACACCGUCUGGUCGUUCUGGUUGGGCCCAACGGCGUUGGCGUUAAUGAACUAAAGAGGAGGCUCUUGAUAUCCGACCCUGACCACUAUGGCGUCACUGUACCGCACACCACACGUGAGAAGAGAAGGCAGGAGAAUGAAGGGGUGGAUUAUCACUUUGUAUCAAUUCACAUGUUUGAAGAGGACAUUCUCAAUCAUAGGUUUAUAGAAUAUGGGAGAUACAAUGGACACUACUAUGGAACAAGUCUAGACUCUGUGCACAGAGUGAUGGCUGAGGGCAAGGUGUGCCUCCUGGAUGUGCACCCUAGUAAAAUUAAGCAUGUGUACACAUCUGAAUUCAAACCAUACGUGGUGUUCGUGAAGCCCCCACGUAUAGAGGAGCUACGCCUCACCAGACGGAGAGCUAAAUUCCUCUGUGACGAAGAAGACAAGAACUCAGUCAGGAUCUUUUCAGAGGAGGAUUUUGAGGACAUGAUUGACUUGGCUGAGACCAUGGAGAGGCAGUGCGGUCACUUGUUUGACAAGGUGAUUGUUAAUGGCGAUAUCGCGGUGGCGUUCAGAGAGCUGAAGGCAGACCUCAAGAAGGUAGAAGAGGCAGAAGUCCAGUGGAUUCCUGCAGAGUGGAUUUGCUCCUCACCAACAAAAGCACGGAGAAGUUGUGGUCACUUAGACAGCUGGAUUUGAACAUUAAACUCACAAAGAAACAAAGAAGAAAAGAAGGACAAAAUAAUUAGCCAGUUUUUCUGUUGGCAUUUGGCUGAAAAAACGUCGGCUCGCAGGACACAGAAGAAGAAGACGAAAAAAUAAAGAAAAACUCUCCAGAGCUUGUGGCUGAGUGUAAUCUUUCCCUGCCAAGUCGCAAACAUCAGCAUGUAAUUAUUCUGACAGCUGCUGCACUUCAAUUAACUGUAAUGUACACCAGAGAAAUAUUAUUAGUAGCAGUCAGGGAGACAUUUUGCCAACAACAUGCUGUACAAAAUAGGGACACAAACAAGAUAACAAUUAGACUGUAGAUGAAGAAGUAGGAAAACCUGUUGUAUGGCUGUAAGUUUCAGAAUUGUGCACAUAUUGUAGAUGAGGACUUUCUAGAAUUAUUGUAAUAGUCACUGUUGAAACAUGAAUAUUUUUAAGGCUUGAAUUUGUGUAUUUUUAAGCACCCUACGCUGACAAUAAACUCCAUUAUGGGCCAUUAA
Molecule: messenger RNA, 2642 nt
Organism: Dicentrarchus labrax (European seabass)
Lineage: Eukaryota; Metazoa; Chordata; Actinopteri; Moronidae
Product: MAGUK p55 subfamily member 7-like
Exons: 20
Coding region: 304-2133 (609 amino acids)
Biological process (GO): protein localization to adherens junction
Cellular component (GO): cell-cell junction; plasma membrane
Molecular function (GO): protein binding
Source: RefSeq, a predicted model, not a curated record